AUGUCGAAGAACAGUUUACUUAAAGACCUAAAUGUCAGCACUGUUGUAAGAUUUCUCGAGAUGGAGAAAAAGAAGAAAGGCCUAAGGCCUGAUGUCGUACAGAAAGCGAAAUCGUGGGAAAGUUCAUCCGAUUUUGACCUGCCAGCCUCUGCAUCGGUGAGCUCGGCGACAGAGAGUUGUUUAUUCACUCCACUUGACACAACGUUGAUUAUGGCAGUUUUAAACUCGCUACCACCGAAAGCCAGUGGCAAGGAAUGCCUCAGAGCAAUCCAGAACAACAAAAAUUGCCAGGAACAACAGAUGACAGAAAGAUACACUCAAAAACAAUUAAUAGACAAAAUUAAAAGAAUCAGAAGGAAAGCUGCCCGGGAGGAAACAAAAUUCUGA
Messenger RNA from Paramuricea clavata, 387 nucleotides. The record is from the annotation of a GenBank genome assembly. NCBI's taxonomy places the organism in Eukaryota, Metazoa, Cnidaria, Anthozoa, Malacalcyonacea, Plexauridae.